Solanum tuberosum (potato) is the source of this 1802-nucleotide messenger RNA. RefSeq lists its product as uncharacterized. Lineage: Eukaryota; Viridiplantae; Streptophyta; Magnoliopsida; Solanales; Solanaceae. The record is from RefSeq and is a predicted model, not a curated record. The transcript has a single exon. Bases 379 to 1560 code for a protein of 393 amino acids.
UUGAUUUUGCUGUCAAUGUACACAAAUUAAACUCUUACUUUAUGAGCCCUUCCCAUGCUAUAUUUACCUACUUCUCACUUCAUUCCAUAUCCUCAAUUUGUUUAUAAACUUUUUUAGUUCAACUCUAAGUCACUCUUAGCCUUGUCCUAGAACAAAGAUAAGUUCCAAACCUCCAAUGCCAUGUUUCAACUCUAAGUAAUGUGUUAUAUGUACUAACAAACCAUAUUUUCUUAGCUUAUUCUUGCCUCCCAAAGAACCAGAUAAAGCAACAUGAAAUGUGUAUUCUUAUAGCAACCUAACACCCAAGGGAAGUAGGCAACCAAACUACCCCAUAUUCUUUCUUGAUUUAAAGAACUAGAAUCUUGAUUUUUUCCUUCGAUGGACUCAUUCAAGCAAACAUCAACAGGUUUUCUAUACAACUCUAAUUUAAGUACAGAUUCAGAAUCUGAACUCUCAGGAGUACUUGAAAUUCAUGUCCACCAUGCUAGGAACAUUCACAAUAUCUGUAUCUAUAACAAUCAAGAUGUGUACGCCAAAUUUUCACUUACGUACAAUCCUGAUGAAGCUAUAUCAACAAGGAUCAUAAAUGGUGGUGGCAAGAAUCCAGAUUUCAAUGAAGAUUUAGCGAUGAAAGUUUCCCAAGUUGAUUCCAUCCUCAAAUGUGAAAUUUGGAUGCUCAGUAGAGCCAAAGCCUUGAUGGAAGAUCAACUCUUGGGAUUUGCUUUAGUUCCUAUUUCUUCAGUUGUUGGCAAAGGAAAAAUCACUCAAGAUUUUAGCCUUUCUUCAACUGAUUUGUUUCAUUCCCCUGCUGGUAUAGUUAAAUUGUCCCUUUUCUUGAAUACCAACAACCUCAUUUCAGUAUCGAACAAUCCUUCGUGUUCACCAUCAUCUUCUUCUUCUAUAAGUUCAGAAGUUGUGUUACUAGACAGAAAUACAUCUCAAGUUAUUCUUGAUCCAGUUGAGUAUUCAAGAAUUGAGUUCCCUGAGAUCAGUUUAGUUCAAGAGAAUCAAGAAAUGGUGUCUCAAUAUUUUGACUUAGGAGGUUCAUUUCUCCAACUUUCUGCAUUCCACAGUCAUUAUCAUGAUGAUCAACAACAACAGCCACAAGAUGACUAUGAAAUGGCUGCAAUUAAUCCAUCAGAAGAUGAUGAAUCAAAUAUUUCUCCCAAACAAAAUUCUUGGUUCCUUAGCUCCUCAAUGACAAGUUCUCUAAGUGAUGACAGGAACUCAGCAGAUUCUUCACCAGAUAAACAGAUCAAUGAUAACAAAAAGGACUCAAUUAAGAAAGAAGAUGAAGAAUUGAAAGAACCCCAUGUGGUUUUUACAGCUCCAUUAGGGAAUAUAAUCAAGAUUGAUGCAGAACAAUCAGGUAUGCAACAGCAGAUAGUGGAUAUGUACAUGAGAAGUAUGCAGCAGUUUACCGAGUCAUUAGCAAAGAUGAAGCUUCCACUGGACUUGGAUAAAGCUGAUCAGAAAGAUCAUGGAAGCUCAUCAUCAGAUAUGAACAACAACAGGAAAGAAAAUUCAAGAGUAUUUUAUGGUAGCAGAGCCUUCUUUUGAACUAUGUCUCAUCAUGGUAUUCAAUAUCUGGUUUUAGCACUGUUUUGGUCAUCAUCUUCUCCUGUUCUGCUUAGAAUGACAUAACAAAAGUAACUUUAUAGUAGUUAUUCCCAUAAGAGAAUUGCUCUCAUUAGCCACAAUUCCAUAUGUGAUUUUGAUUUAAUUUUACUUGCAACUGAAUUAUGUAUGUAAAAGUGAAUUAUUCAUGAAGAUGAUAUCACCAUUGAAAAUUGUUGAAGGAA